AUGCUACCACUUAGACGAUAUACUUCAGCCAUACAUAAGCCUCUACCCAUAGCUUCCAAAACAUUCACUCGUUCUCUUCAUCUCGCUCCCCCGUUCCUCCUUGACGACUAUGUUCCCCGUUACAUGACCCUCAGCUCUCGCGAUGCCGCCAAGAAGCGAUCGUUGGCAUACGCUCACCUCCGAAACUGUAACUUAUGCCCCAGAGAAUGUGGCGUAAACCGGUUUGAAAAGACUGGGAUGUGCCUCAUCGGAGAUAAGGCAAAGGUCAAUACAAUUGCUCCCCACUUUGGGGAAGAACCUUGCAUCCAGGGGCACAAUGGUAGUGGCUCCGUGUUUAUGAGUGGGUGCAACAUGAGAUGCAUCUUUUGCCAGAACUACGGCAUAUCCCAUCAACGCAACGGUAUGGACCUAUCACCUGAGGAACUUGGUGACUGGUACAUCAAGUUGCAGGAGGUUGGUAACGUUCACAAUAUCAACAUUGUUACACCAGAGCACGUUGUGCCACAGGUGGCGUUGAGUAUCCUCCAUGCCAAGGAUCAUGGCCUAACCGUGCCCGUCGUUUACAACACCUCGAGCUUUGACUCUCUCGCAUCCCUCCAGUUGAUGGAUGGAUUGGUUGAUAUCUACCUGGCUGACUUUAAGGUGUGGAAACCAAGCACCUCUAGAAGGCUACUGAAGGCGGACGAUUAUGCCGCCACAGCGAAAGAGAGCAUCAAGGCCAUGCACGAUCAAGUCGGUGACCUGUGCUUUACAGGAGAUGGCAUUGCUAAGAAAGGUCUCUUGAUCCGCCAUCUUGUUAUGCCAGGCAAGGAGGACGAAGGAGCUGAGAUUAUGAAGUUCCUGGCGAAUGAAGUUUCCACGGAUUGCUUCGUCAACAUCAUGGAGCAGUACCAUCCAGAUGCACAUGUUGGAAAGCCAAAGAGAGCAAAGACCGACGCCCAAGAACAAAAUCAGCAAGCACGAUAUGCGGAGAUCAAUCGAGCCGUCAGCAGUCGAGAGAUAUCUUUCAUCCGACAAGCCGCAGAGGACGCUGGACUCUGGCGGUUCAACGACCCACCUGGGCAUGAUGGCUUUGCUAUCUGA
Molecule: messenger RNA, 1083 nt
Organism: Fusarium venenatum
Lineage: Eukaryota; Fungi; Ascomycota; Sordariomycetes; Hypocreales; Nectriaceae
Molecular function (GO): iron-sulfur cluster binding; catalytic activity
Source: RefSeq, a predicted model, not a curated record